Molecule: messenger RNA, 369 nt
Organism: Laccaria bicolor S238N-H82
Lineage: Eukaryota; Fungi; Basidiomycota; Agaricomycetes; Agaricales; Hydnangiaceae
Exons: 3
Coding region: 1-369 (122 amino acids)
Source: RefSeq, a predicted model, not a curated record
AUGCCCGUUCCUGCCUUUCUGGGUGUGUUCGGCUACAAUCCAAUCAACUUCAUAUUCUGGCAACACGUCGAAGUUCAGCCUAUUCGUUGUGCUCUAUAUUCAAAAUGGGGUGCAUCCCAUACAAAGCGGGCAUACGCAGCUGGAGUUUAUCACCCCUUUCUCAUCCCUCAACAAACCAAGGUUUCUUUGGUUGAUAACAACCUUGUCUCCCUCGACAAAUUCCCAGUUAAGUCUCCCCUUGUUAUAUGCCUUCCUUUGAAAUACUUGCCCCAAGAGGAGUGCAUCCCUGGCUUGUGUUCUUUCCACUGUGAAGCCUUCUACCAAAUUGAGCACUUUGUCGUGCAGCGUCUCCUGAUCGACAUUCCCUGA